Messenger RNA from Spodoptera litura, 1099 nucleotides. RefSeq names its product lipase member H-A. Gene Ontology annotation, molecular function: lipase activity. The record is from RefSeq and is a predicted model, not a curated record. Gene Ontology annotation, biological process: lipid catabolic process. Lineage: Eukaryota; Metazoa; Arthropoda; Insecta; Lepidoptera; Noctuidae.
AUGAAUGUCGUCGUUUUGCUGUAUCUGUGCUCCUUGGUUCUGGCUGAGGAUACUGGACAACCAGCUGGGUUGAUGGCAGAUUGUCCAGGGAUGAACAAAUCGACUCUUCUAUCAGAGAAGACGAAGAAAUCUCUGUCCGUGAUAGUGGUGUACCCAUCUAGUGGCUUUCUGGGGCACAGGGAGACACGAUGUAGCCUGAGUGCCGAGGGAGCCGCCUGUGCAGCUAAACAUAUACCGAUAAACGAUCUCAAGAAGAGGAAGACAUUGGUGAUGAUUAGCGGAUACAUGGACAGCACGUUCUCUCCAGUAGUGCGCACGUUACUGGCAAUGUACCUCGGCCUAGGACGAAACGUCAUCGUCCUGGAGAUAUUCCCCAUUCUAGUGAGAUCUUAUCCUAUAGCUGCCCGCAUCACGAAGCCGCUGGGCAACCUACUAGGAGAGUUCCUGGCCUCGCUGACCUCUCGAGGUCUGUCUUCGAAGAAAUUGGAGCUGGUGGGAGGGAGCCUGGGCGCCCACAUCGCGUCGUACGCAGCCGACACGUAUAAACUACUGACCGGCCGACGACCCGCUCGACUUACAGGACUGGACCCAGCCGGUCCUUGCUUCCGCAACGUACCGCCCACGUCCCGACUGCACGCUGGCGCAGCUGACAGAGUCGACGUCUUGCAUACAAACAUCGACGGGUUUGGCAUACCCGACCGGCUAGGACAUGUUGACUUUUAUGCUAAUGGAGGUGAAUACCAACCAUACUUAAAGGGCGACUUCAUAAUGCCGUGCUUCCAGUUAUGCAGUCACGUUCGAUCAGUAUUCUACUGGUACCUAUCCUACAGCAACCCCGACAAAUUCAUCGCAGUGCAAUGCGACUCAGUCGCAGAUGCAAGACAUGGCAACUGUUACGAAGGAACUCUAAGGACUAAUGCUUUAGGUCCUAAUACGAACUUUAGUAAAACUGGGGUGUUCUAUUUACCGACUAAUGCUAAGUCGCCUUAUUAUUUAGGAUUGAACGGCUUGAAGAAGAGGAAGUACGGUGUCAAUGACUAUCUUAUGACCCCCGCACCUGAUGAAGACAUAACGAUUUAAAAUGUUAUAUUUAGACUUA